GUUACACGGUCAGCGCAGGAGAAUUUUGUGUGAUGGCGAAUGUCGUGAGACCGGAGAAUAUAUCCCCAGCAAAUGAGGUCGGUAUCGGCAUGGUACAGAAUACCUCUGGAAUUACAUGUCCAUGUCCUGCAGGACAUUGCCCGCAACAUGACACGGUUGUGAUGGCAACCAAUUCUUCUUGAUCCCAUUGUCUAUUACCCUGGAAUGAUUUUCAGGCUUCGUUGGAUUCCGUCUGCACGUCAUGUGUCGACGGGACUAUUUAUUUUACUGUUCCCUUCUUACAGAGGUAUUAAUAUUUGCAUAACUGGAUCGGGAACGACACAAUGCGCUUUUUAUCAAAAAUACAGAAACACAACCCGGGAUGGGUGGUCGGGCGUUAUGCCAUACAUAGAGGGAGACUAUUCGCAGCAUAUGAGUUAUUUUCUAGGGGCGGGUGACAUGGGUGAUCUCACACGGGUCAAGGAAAAGUAAUUUGCAUGAUAUUAGACACCUACUAUAGAAUAGUAGAAUACUAUGAAAUUGUACA
Molecule: messenger RNA, 526 nt
Organism: Aspergillus caelatus
Lineage: Eukaryota; Fungi; Ascomycota; Eurotiomycetes; Eurotiales; Aspergillaceae
Exons: 1
Coding region: 205-471 (88 amino acids)
Source: RefSeq, a predicted model, not a curated record